This is a messenger RNA of Orussus abietinus, 2763 nucleotides long. RefSeq names its product hemicentin-2. The record is from RefSeq and is a predicted model, not a curated record. Gene Ontology annotation, molecular function: protein binding. Bases 1 to 2565 code for a protein of 854 amino acids. The transcript has 9 exons. Lineage: Eukaryota; Metazoa; Arthropoda; Insecta; Hymenoptera; Orussidae.
AUGAAGACCGCCUUGAGACUGCUGAGCGUCCUCGUUGCUUCCGUCGCCGCCGACUUCCUGACCGGCGACGUCGACGAGUCCGUUCCCUUGGUGGUGGUGAGCGCGGUUUCUGGGCGGAAGGCGCAUCUCCCCUGCGACAUAGAGCCGAACUCGAGGGACGAAGUGGCCGCGAUGGUUUUCUGGUAUAAGGAGAACAAUCAGGGGGAACCGAUAUACAGCAUGGACGCGAGGGGGAGGAUCAUCUCGAAGGCGAAGAUGUGGUCCGACCCUCGGGCUUUCGGAGAGCGAGCGACCAUGAGGACCGACUCGAAACCCGCGAAACUCGAAAUCGAUCAACUGGAACAUAUGGAUGCUGGGAUGUACAGAUGUCGAGUCGACUUCAAAAACAGUCCCACGAGACAUCAGAAGAUCAACCUUACCGUCAUCGUUCCACCGAGAAGGCCGAUCAUCUUCACCGGGACGGAGAAGAGUUUGGCGAAGAUCCUGCAACCCUUCAACGAAGGCAGCGACGUUUCCCUGGUAUGCGAGGUCGGUGGAGGAACUCCACCCCCAAGGGUGUCCUGGUUCUUGGAGAACAAGGUGCUGGACGACAGUUUUCGCCAGGAACACGGGGAAAUUACCGUGAACUCGUUGUUCAUCGAGAAGAUCGGCAGAAACUUUUCCAAAGCGCGGUUGAUCUGCAAGGCCAGCAAUACCCACCUGAUACCUCCAACUUCGGCGGAAAUUAUAUUGGACGUUAACCUGAAGCCGCUGACGGUGAACAUCACCAACAAGGAGAUCCACCUGUCGGCCCUACGGACGUACGACAUCGAGUGUUCCAGCACAGGAUCCAGACCGGAAGCCGUGAUCACGUGGUGGAAGGGUCCCCACCAAGUAAAGCACAUGGCAAGAAACUUUGCAGAGAGUCCGAACGAGAGCAGAAGCGUGCUGAGUUACGUGCCGACCAUAGAAGACGACGGAAAGUACUUGACGUGCAGAGCGGAGAAUCCGGUGAUGUCGGACAGCGGCUUAGAAGACAGAUGGAGGCUGAUCGUUCACUACGUUCCGGUGGUCAGCAUCAAGCUGGGCUCCAGUCUGAAUCCGAACGACAUCAACGAGGGCGACGACGUCUACUUCGAGUGCAAGGUGAAGGCCAACCCGAAGGUCUACAAGCUGUCCUGGUUCAAGGACGGCAAGGAGCUCCACCAGAACGUCACGGCCGGGAUUUUCCUGCCAAGUGGACAGUCCUUGGUGCUCCAAAGCGUUACCAGAGCUUCCGCCGGGGAGUAUUCUUGUCUGGCUGCCAACAUCGAAGGGAAGGCUUCCAGCAGACCUGUCGCUCUGGAAGUCAUGUAUGCACCUAUAUGCAAGGACGGCACUUCGAACCAAGUAGUCGGUGCUCUGAAGCACGAAACGAUUUCCCUGGUCUGCGGGGUCCAGUCCAAGCCACCGCCGAUCACGUUCCACUGGACUUUCAACAAUUCGGGGGAACUGAUGGACGUCCCCAGCAGUAAGUUCGCUCAGAUCAGGACCCCGAGAUUGCUCACGAAUCACUGGCAUGGAUCCAGGCUGAAUUACACUCCCGCCAGCGACAUGGACUACGGUACGAUCUCCUGCUGGGCUAAGAAUCGCAUCGGCGUGCAGAGGACACCUUGCAUUUUCCAAAUCAUCGUCGCUGGAAAACCCUAUCCCCUGCAGAAUUGCACCGCUAUGCAAGCCGCGGGAUCGUACGCCUAUCGCACAGCUGGACACGAGGAAUACAAAGCUGCCGAUCCUAGAGACGCGGACUGGCUGAUCGUCAGGUGCAACGAAGGGUUUGACGGAGGACUGCCUGUCACGAGUUUCGAGUUGGAGGUCUACAACGAGGAAAGCGUGUACCACAUUAACACCGUCUACGUUAACCACACGGAGAGGUACAAGUCAUUCGGUCCAGUCUUCGAGGUUCCUAACCUGGAACCUGGAAGGAAUUACAAAUUCCUGCUGUAUGCAGUCAAUGCCAAAGGCCGAAGCGAUCCCGUCGUCCUGGAGCCCGUUACUCUCAAAGGAGUCGCCAUGUACACCACAGGGCGAGGAUCGUCCGAGGAGGUCGACGAUUACAGCCUUCUCGUGGCGUGCUUCGCGGGAGGCAUUACGGCGAUCUGCAUCGUGAUCGUGGGAGUGACCCUAACCCUGUACCGAAGGAACCACCCUCCACAGUCGAGCAAAGCCCAGACCCAGCUGGUCAACUACGAGAGCAAGGACGACCUGGAUCGGUCGUCCAUCAGGAAGGAGCCGAAGGACCAGGUGGUCCAGGACCUGCCGGAUGACGACCCCGACGUGAUCCCCAAUAAGGUGGAGCGGAGGCCGGACAUUUUCGAACCCACUUACGUUCCCAAGGUAGAAAGGACGAAACCUUUCGGAUGUUCGGAGGACUUCGAGAGUCCGUCGCCUUCCACCGUCCUUCGCUCCAGGGAUUCCUGGAUGUGUCCCAAUGGGUUCGUGGACAGCCCGGACGGACUCAGUCCAGUUCGACCUAGCACGCUUCCGGUCCACAGAGCCCACGAUAUCUACACGAGAAGUUUGCGUGUUCAGGAAAGCUGCAUAUGAAGCGCUCCAUGUUCGUGUCUUUCUCUCAACCUUUGACUCUCUUCCCGUUCCCCGAUUCGAGACCGUGGACAGUACCCCGACUGAUUUCGGAUGGUCCCUUGGGCCGAUGGGACAUCCAGGAUCGAGGGACGAGGUCUCGAUAUCAAUCGAUACCUCUCCUGGGAGGAUGCUCGGAAGCGCGUUUCUGGAUUUCUAAAA